Molecule: messenger RNA, 2465 nt
Organism: Suricata suricatta (meerkat)
Lineage: Eukaryota; Metazoa; Chordata; Mammalia; Carnivora; Herpestidae
Gene: ASB13
Product: ankyrin repeat and SOCS box containing 13
Exons: 6
Coding region: 34-888 (284 amino acids)
Biological process (GO): positive regulation of protein catabolic process; protein ubiquitination; intracellular signal transduction
Molecular function (GO): protein binding
Source: RefSeq, a predicted model, not a curated record
AGCGGUGACCGCAGCGGUGAUCGAGCGGGCGGCAUGGAACCCGGCGCGGCGGACAGCUGCUUGCUGGGCUACGUGGGUCCGCCUUCCUUUCCAGGCUUCUGGGUGGAGCGCACCCCUGUGCACGAGGCAGCCCAGCGCGGCGAGACCCGGCAGCUGCAGCAGCUGAUCGAGAGCGGGGCCUGUGUCAACCAGUUCACCAUGGACUCCAUCACGCCCUUGCACGUGGCCAGUCUGCAGGGCCAGGCGCAGUGCGUUCAGCUGCUGCUGGCCGCCGGGGCCCAGGUGGACGCCAGCAACAUCGACGGCAGCACGCCCCUCUGCGAUGCCUGUGCCUCCGGCAGCAUCGAGUGUGUGAAGCUCUUGCUCUCCUACGGGGCCAAGGUCAACCCCCCGCUGUACACGGCAUCCCCGCUGCACGAGGCCUGCAUGAACGGAAGUUCCGAAUGUGUGAGGCUUCUUAUAGACGUCGGGGCCAACCUGGAAGCACACGACUGUCACUUCGGGACCCCUCUUCACGUCGCCUGUGCCCGGGAGCAUCUGGACUGCGUCAAGGUGCUGCUUAACGCAGGGGCCAAUGUGAACGCGGCGAAGCUGCACGAGACAGCCCUGCAUCACGCGGCCAAGGUGAAGAACGUCGACCUCAUCGAGAUGCUCGUCGAGUUCGGAGGCAACAUCUACGCGAGGGACAACCGGGGGAAGAAGCCGUCCGACUACACGGGGAGCAGCAGCGCGCCGGCCAAGUGCCUGGAGUUCUACGAGAAAACUCCUCUGUCCCUGGCGCAGCUGUGCAGGGUGAGCUUGAGGAGAGCCACUGGCGUCCGCGGCCUGGAGAAGAUCAGCAAGUUGAACAUCCCUCCCCGGCUCAUCGAUUACCUUUCCUACAACUGAGCGGCAGGCACGGAAGCCAGGAGCCCGCGGGGGGUGGGGGAAGGGGUCCUGGCCCGGUGAACCCCGCGCUGGGCCACUCCACUGCGUAGACAGAGCAGCGUUCCCCGAGGCGCCGCCGGCUAUCCUGUUUUGUUGUCGCAGAGCUCUGGACACUGUUUCCAAGGCACUGAGAAGGCCCAGCCGGGUCCCGGCCGGCCGGCGCUCUCCGGAGGGGCUCUGCCGGGAGUGCAGGGGAGGCGGGCCGGGGCCCAGGGCGCUGCUGCUGGCUUCCGCAUGCCCGGGGUACCCUGGCGUCGUCUGAUCCAUUCUGCGCCGGGGCGGCCCCGCACAUCCGGAGGGAGAAGCCCGAGCUGCGGAGGUCAGGGUCGGGCCUGACCGUGCGGCCUGGGGCAGCCGCUUUGGUCACCCCCUGCUCUGAUGCUCAUUUCCGGAGCUGCGGCUGGCACUUUCCAAGGCCCAGGAGUACCCGUCACUCAGGGGUUCUACGCCAGUCUUGUUGGGGGCCGGGCUCAGGCGGUUUCUUCCCCGCAACCAGCACAGUGCUUCUUGGGAACUUUGCAGGCCCGACUUUCCCCGAAGUUCACGUGGGGGAUAAAGUAGGUAGAGCACGGAGAGGCUGCGGCCGCCGGUUUCCCCAGUGGGUCGCGCAGGGAGCUGUUCCCGGAGUCGUUUCCAGCGUGGAAACGACCUUAGGGAUGAUGCCUCAUCUGUUCCUGCUGUUGCCGACUGAGUUCUUCCCCUCCGCGGAGUUUCGCUCACUCCUUCGAAGCUCUGAAAUUGGUAGGAGAGGUUGCCAGUGCCCAGCGGGCAUUAACAGCCGCGGAUUCAUGCAUUUUGCAGAUACUUCCGGGACCUGUUUCAGGAGUUGUCAGGGUGCUUGGAACUGUGUGGGCCUCAGGCUCCCUACCCACGGCCGUGCAGGGGUCUGUCCUGGAGCGAUAGAGGCCACGACUUCCGCACAGUGAGGCGGUGGGGGUGAGCUCGUCGGUGCCCUGUUCAGAUUGCAUUUGUCUAAGGUUGUGUAUCCUCAUUGAAAAACCCAAGCCAGGGAGUUAAACUGGAGGCCAUUUGCAUAAUUAGCUCAGGUAGGUCUGGUUUUGAGGGGACGGGGAAGGUGCCGCUACUGUGAGUCAUGGCCAAAGCCUGUGUCCCCAGAAACGCAAACGUCCCCAGGUGCUCCCGGAAAGUGCGCCGAGCAGGAGGAACCCGAUGGCUGUGCUGCCCCCAGAGGGGCCUCUUCCCAGCUCCUCGGUGGGGUCCCCGAUCUGGGGAGGUUCAGGGCUGCCACAGGGAUUUUCUGUCUCCACCGUUUGGGCUGGUGCCACAUGAUGCCUCACUGACCGCGGAGAAUGAACCGCUCCCAUUCUGUUUGAUUGAGUCUGAGAUCCGAGUUGGGGUUCAGUGUUUUUGCACAUCCGAACCAUGACAACGCCAUACCAAGCAUGGGACCUGCCCGUCCAUCUCUGGGACAGACGCUUGUCUGCAGCAGCGAACGCCGACACUUCCUCAAGGGGGCGCCGAGUACAGAAUCUGACCCCACGCCCGCUGCUCAAUAAAAGUGGUUUAAUGAGUCCAUC